AUGAAGAACUGCCGAUACUGCCACAAGACCUUCUCCAAGUCGGAACAUCUCCUGCGUCAUGAACGAUCUCACACCGGGGAGAGGCCAUACCAGUGUAACAAGUGCCAACGGCGGUACGCGCGGAGCGAUGUGCUGCUCCGACACACCAAGUUCUUCCAUGGCCCAGACAAUCUCCCGAAUGGCACCCGUGCAGACUUGAGGGCGAUCGCCGCCCAGGACAGCCAACACUCUCCCAAGGCUGGCCAGGGCCAAGGUCCCGUUAGUACAGGUAGUACAGAGACUGAUGAUGAUGAUGCCUCGCCGCCGGCGCAGGAAGCCAUGCCAGUGCACGUAGAGGAAGCACCCGUCGCCGCCAACCUCGACGCGCUGGCCACGGCCUCGAUGCUCCACGCUCACCCACAAGGACUAGACGAACCGCGAGACACGACGCUGCAACCAACCUUGCAUGGACGUCGCCAUGAUGACCGCCAACAUCCGCCACUUCCAGAACCUGCGGUGCGACAAGACUCCGUCGCCCCUAACCUGGCUGCGGCGCAACCUCACAACGUCGACAAAGGCCCCGGCUUUCGAGCCCAGGACCAGGCCGUUCUGCUUUCAAGUGGUGGCGGCGUCGACGAACUCUUACAUCCCUCCUUCCUGAUGGGAGAGAUAUCAUCCACCAGUGAUGUAGACCUGACCAGUCCCACUAGACUCACUCAGCCAUUAGUCGACCCCGUCUACUCCCAUUCAACCGACCUUCAACUGUACGAAGGCGCCUUUGACCUUUUCAAUAACUGCAGCAAUAACAACAGCUAUCACCUCCACUACUUUGACUAUAUGGACUUUGCCAUCGACAGCUACUUACCCUCUACGGCGUCAAGGUCGCAAACUUCCAGCUCGGACUGUGCUAGCAGCAUCCCUGCCGAGCGGUUCGCUCACGUUGCGCGGUUGUGGCCACAGACCGGCUCGUCCUUGGCAGACGACCAAGCGGCCAAGCUAUGGGCUGAGGUAGUGGCCUACAAGGGCGACAACAUCUUGACGGACACGUCCAUCGCGGAAACCUCGCUGGCCCCGUCCGUCGGUAGGGAGAAUGAAUCGACGUGGGGACUGGACGAGGACAAACGUCAAGACAUGAUGCGCGAGGUUGCCCUGGAUUUCCCCCCAUCACAGGGUGGCGCCAGCUGCCCAGGCUUUCCAGGGACGCGGCUGCUCAAUCUCGGCCUCGAUGUUGUUUUCCGCCAGUCCCAGUCCCUUCUCAUCUGUAUACAUCGGCCUACUUUCUCGGCAAAGUCGGCACCGAACCUGGUCAUCUGGUCGUUUUGCCUUCUAGGGCUCAUACUCCUCGACUCGAAGCAAGUGCGCGCACUCGCACUGCACUUCCUGCCGGUGGCAACCCAGAGAUGCUGUGGUAACCUGGCCACGCCAUGCUUCGGCCCAGGUGGCUCGGCGAAGCUCAUCGCCCACUUGACCUCCGCGACGGUGCUCCUGAAAGCCUGGAAGAUCUGCCCACCUCGUUGCAGCCAGCACGAGUCGCUGAUUCGAAUGUUGUACACUCAAGCAAUUUCACUUGCCCAAACAUCGGGCCUGUUUGCCGCGCGGCCUGCUUCCCCAAGUAUGAUCGAUCUUCUAAAACAAGUAAGCCCGCGGGGCGGACAUGAGAGUCGACUUACGAGUGACGACACCCUGUGGAAGGCUUGGGCGCGAAUGGAGAGCGUCAAACAGCUCAUUGCCUCGCUGGCGCUGAUAGAUGCCUGGCUGGCGCAUAGGCUCUGUGAGCCGCCGCUCAUUCGCGAUCCUACCGUGCGAUUCGAGCACCCCUGCUCCGCGGAAUUGUUCCAGUCUUCCUCGGCCAGAGCAUGGAAGCGACUUAUCGACGGUGGAGCCAGCAUCGGCAGUGGAUAUAUCGUGAUUCGUAUGCAUGAAUUGGAGAUUUGCCUUGCAGAAUCGCCGAAUUUCUCGUCCGAGGGUGUUAUCGGGCUGCUCUCUAUCAUCUGGAUCCGUAUCCUCGAAGCGCGUCGUCACAUGGUCAAGACACCCUCUGCCGGCGGUCACACACUCGGUAACGCGCCUUGCAGGGUUUUUGUAUCAGACGAGACGGGGAGACUAAUGUCACGAACAUUGGGCGAGGUCUACAUCGCACACGAGAGGUUUCUUAGGUUCAAGAACCCCAACUGCAUCACAAUGUGGCACUUUCUAAAUCUACACCUCUUUGCCAACCUGGACGUGUUUGAGCUUGCUGCUGGACAAAGGGGGGCUGACAGCGCACACGAAGCCUUGCAGGCCAUCGCCCUCUGGAGCCAGACCUGGUACUCGCGGCGGGCGUGCCUCCAUGCGGCCGGUAUCUUCGCGGCCAUGGCCCGCCGGGGCCUCAACGACGGCACCGCGCUCCACUCGGAGGCGUCCAUCUUCGCAGCGGCGCUAGUUCUAGGACUCUACGUAUUCAUGAUGCCCACGAACCGCGACGACUCUAGCGGCCCGCGCCAGGACGUCGAGCCGUACGAGUUUCUUAGCGAGGUAGACUGGGCUGCACUGGGGGGCGACUGGGGCGCGUCUCCGUUGUUUACGCCUUCGUCCGUUGUCAGCGACAACCAGGAAAGCGCCGUCAGCCGUUUUGUCUGGACUGGUGGUGUGGUCAGUUUCUCGGGCGUCAUCCUCGAGGGCGGGUAUAAUGCGGCCAAAAGAAUCCUGCUGGAGUUUGCCAGCCUGCUGGAAGACGUAGGAAAGUGGAAAGCGAAAGGGUUCUCUCAUGUCCUGAAAAUCUUGAGUGACUCGCUGCUCGACAUGGAGGAUCAGACGGACGGGAACUGA
Messenger RNA from Fusarium keratoplasticum, 2787 nucleotides. RefSeq lists its product as uncharacterized. Gene Ontology annotation, cellular component: chromatin. Gene Ontology annotation, molecular function: RNA polymerase II cis-regulatory region sequence-specific DNA binding; zinc ion binding; DNA-binding transcription factor activity, RNA polymerase II-specific. NCBI's taxonomy places the organism in Eukaryota, Fungi, Ascomycota, Sordariomycetes, Hypocreales, Nectriaceae. The coding region runs from base 1 to 2787 and encodes 928 amino acids. Gene Ontology annotation, biological process: DNA-templated transcription; regulation of transcription by RNA polymerase II. The record is from RefSeq and is a predicted model, not a curated record. The transcript is spliced from 7 exons.